This is a messenger RNA of Punctularia strigosozonata HHB-11173 SS5, 957 nucleotides long. Its product is annotated as TPT-domain-containing protein. The coding region runs from base 1 to 957 and encodes 318 amino acids. Lineage: Eukaryota; Fungi; Basidiomycota; Agaricomycetes; Corticiales; Punctulariaceae. Gene Ontology annotation, molecular function: antiporter activity. The transcript has 5 exons. Gene Ontology annotation, cellular component: Golgi apparatus. The record is from RefSeq and is a predicted model, not a curated record.
AUGUGGCUUGCGAUGUACUUCAUCCUCAACCUAACCCUCACACUUCAUAACAAAGCUGUUCUCGUUGAUUUGCCUUAUCCUUAUGUUCUCACCGCCGUCCAUUCUUUGUGUAGCACCUUAGGUGCGCUCAUCAUGCGUCGGAAAGGCUUUUACACUCCUUCAAGGCUGGGUUUGAGGGAAAACGUUCUGCUCCUCGCCUUCAGCACGCUCUAUUCUCUGAACGUUGCUGUAAGCAAUGUCUCCUUGAAGAUGGUCUCAGUUCCCUUCCACCAGGUUGUGAGAUCUACGACUCCUGCUUUCGUCUUGAUGCUGUCAUACUGGUUUCUUCACUCCACCUGGGGCCGGUCACAGUUGAUAUCCCUCCUUUUGGUUAUUACGGGGGUCACGAUAGCCACCUUCGGCGACUACAGUUGCACGCUGGCCGGCUUCGUUCUUACGUUAAUCGGAACUUUCCUAGCUGCACUGAAAGCGUUGAUGACCGGUCUUAUCCAGUCCCGACAAUCCGAUAAACCCGACAUAGCUCCUCAAUCUAAUCGGCCGUGUUGUGUUGAGUCGCUGCGUCUCGGCCUCCACCCGUAUGACCUCCUGGCACGCAUGUCACCGUUAGCUCUUGUUCAAUGCCUUUGUUAUGCACACUACUCUGGAGAACUCAUACAUGUGGCCGAGAAUGCAAGCUACGGCACGGUAAUUAUCUUGCUUGCGAAUGGUAUCAUCGCAUUUGCCUUGAACGUCGUCAGCUUCACUGCGAACAAGAAGACAAGCGCACUGAGCAUGACCGUCGCAGCCAAUGUUAAGCAGGUGCUGACGAUUAUGCUUGCUGUCUUCAUAUUCGGGUUGUCGAUUUCACCCCUCAACAUUAUCGGGAUCGCUGUGACUCUACUAGGCGGCGCAUGCUACGCUUGGGCCCAGUUAUGCGAACGCACUUAUUGUAUCGCUAUCCCCAUCCUUGGCAUGUAG